Miscanthus lutarioriparius is the source of this 1266-nucleotide messenger RNA. The record is from the annotation of a GenBank genome assembly. NCBI's taxonomy places the organism in Eukaryota, Viridiplantae, Streptophyta, Magnoliopsida, Poales, Poaceae.
AUGGACGCGAAGGACAUACUAGGGCUUCCGAAGACCCCCUUCUCGUCCUCCCAGGAGAAGAAAUCGCGGCCGCCCAAGGAGCCUCAGCGCAAGCCUGAUGGCGUCUCGCGCGAGGUCUAUGCCCUCACUGGAGGGGUGGGAAUGGCCCCGCUCAUGCCGACCAUCGAGGCAUCCCACCUGAAGCGGCGGCCUGCUGCGGAGAAAGAGAAGGUAGCAUGGCAGUGGUUACCUUUCAAGUCAUCUGCACGAACUGAUAACCUUCAACUCUAUCACUGGGUUAGUGUUGUUAAUGGUAUUCAGCCAACUGGUGAUUAUCAGUUUGCAAAAUAUAACAAGGAUUGGAGCAAGGAAGAAACAGAUCAGCUAUUUGAAUUAUGUGAACGAUUUGACCUUCGCUUCAUAGUAAUAGCAGAUAGGUUUCCAACUGCUCGCAGUGUGGAAGAUCUGAAGAGUCGUUACUAUUCUGCUUCUCAGACUCUUCUAAUUCAUAGAGCUAGGUCAUUCGAAGAUGUUUCUGGGAAUCCCCUUGUGAAGGAUACCUAUGAUGCUGCUCAUGAGACUGAGAGGAAGCGUGCAUUAUCAGCACUUCUCUCCCAAACAAAGCAGCAAGAACGAAAGGAUGCCGAGACUUUAGCAGAUGCAAAACGUAUUAUGGAAUCUCGUGCUGCUAGCAAAAAUGUUGAUGAAGCUGUAAUGCCUCCGAGCUCUGAUAAUGCUAUGGUUCCUGUUGAUGGUGUAUCUCCAUCAAGCAGCACUCAUCCAUCUUUAGCGCAUCCAAAUACAACAGCUAACACCUUGAUACCUAAUUCACUACGAACGCUUCGAGUGUAUUUGAGAACCCAUGCCCUUGACCAAAUGGUUCAAGCAGUAGGUGCUUCAGCUGGCCUUAGAGUUAUCAAAAGGGUUGAUCAGACACUACAAGAGCUAGGGGUGAAUUUGAAGCCUAAGGUUCCAACGAAAGCAGUUUGCAUAGAACAUAUUGAACUGCGGAAUGAGCUACUCACAUUGCUUAACCUACAAAAGCAGCUGCAAACUAAAGAGGCUGAAGUUUCAGCUAACCGGGAAAGUUCCUUCACAGAGGCACCAAGCACACCUAAGCGUUCUAAAAGGGACAUUGAUCGGCCCUUCAUCCAUGAUACAAUUGGGUUUACAGGUGAAAGAGCAGGCAAACGGGACCACAAGCGGAAGACCACUGGAAGAUUUAUAGAUGCGCCUCCAUCACCACCCCAGUCCAAGCGGCCUAGAAAAUUGAAGGGAUCUGACUGA